UUGAUCGGGAUUUCAAUAUCCAUAGCAACAGCUUUAGCCACAGCCGAUGGACCUGAUGCCAAACAACGUGCCAAGGCGGCAACAGCCAAGACCACUGCCACUCCAAAGGCCGUAGAGAGCGCAAAUGCGAAAGCCGCAGCAAAAACAUUAGCGAAGCCUGCCGCCGCAGCACGGGAAUCAAAAGUUCUCAAGACAUCAACUAGUACCACGAACGCCAGCGAUAAACGCGGAAAGCGCACACUUUAUGACUUCGAGAACGCCGGCUACCUCUAUCCGGAAAUCGCAAGUCGACGCGCUGGUUACGAGAACGAUGGACAGGCCUAUUAUCCGCAAAGUGGCUAUUACAACGGACAAGAUGCGAUUGCACAAUUCCCAAACAAUUAUAUUGGACCUCAGUACUAUCCACAAUAUUUGGAAGCGCCCGAGCCGAUUAUCGAGAUCAUCAUAAAGGAUUCAAAUGAAACGCUGCCUGAGCCCGAACCGCAACCCAUUGUCACGAAGAAAAAGAAGGAGAAGGUUCAUGUUUUCUAUGUGAACUACAAGAAAGAUCAAAACAACAAAUUGCAUUUGGAAAGUCCCAUCGCCUCACUCAACAACGAUGACAACGAAGAAGAAGAGGAGGAAGAGGAGGUUGUUCACUACCCUGUACCUGCGACACCAGCUCCGCCAGUAAAGACCACAACGCUGCGCACUAUCAUCCACCCCGAUUCGGAGAAAUAUCACAGCAAUAGUGGCAUUCAUGUAACCUUCGGGUCCGAGGACAAGUCUCAGGCGGGACACCAGCUUGAGGAACAUGACGCCGAAAGCGUACAGAGUCAAGUGGUUGCCAUACCUGUCGGAAGUGGCGCACAGACAGGCAGCUUCGAGACAGACGCUUACAAUACCCGAUCCGACUUUGGCGCUAGCGCACACAGUCAGUCGCAAGUUGGUGCUAAUCAAAUAUAUACGGGACACUUCCAACAGACACAUCCGCAACAACAACAACAACAACAAGCACAGCAUCAGUACCAGCAUCAGAAGCAACAAUUGCCACUGCAGCAAAGCGGUAAUUACUUCCGUCCACCAGCCGCCCUUGUUCAACAGCCAUCUGCGAAUUUCUAUCAAAAGCAGCAACAAUCACAAUACCAACACCAACAGCAACAAACCCAACAGUCACAACAACAACAGCGCCCUCAAUUCAGCUCAUCGCUUAAAAAUGUGGCAAAUCCACCACCGCCACCAUCUCAGCAACCCUUGCCGACUUUGCAACAGUUGCCGCAACUGCAGGCGCAGUUCCGUAAAACUUUUGGAGCUUCUAACUCCGCACAAGGCCAUUUUUACUCUAAUUACAAUCAACAAUAUCAGCAACAGCCUAGUAACCAGCAACAAUCCUUCUUCAGCAGUCUAAUUCAGAAACCCACGCCCGCUCCGACGAAGCAAUCGGUGUUCUUCCCCACCGCACCACCCAAAACUCAAGAGUUGCCUUCCCGUCAAUCGGGCUUACCUUACCAACCAGUUAAGUUCCGUCCGACACUUCCGGCGCAACCCCACAUUAAGCAGGUUCCCAUACCGGCCAAAUUGGAGAACACGAAUUAUCAAAAUUACCACCAACCACAACCACAGCAGCCUUCCAACGUGGCGAAACACCAGCAGAGCUAUCACUCACAACAGCCCUUCCAGUUCAAUCGCCAGCCACAGUAUGUACAACAGCCGACCUUCUCAUUACCCUCACCACAGACGACACAAUCUAGCAGCAACAAUGGCAAUUACUUUAAACAGACGUCUCAACAAUCACACUCUCACUCUCAGUUGCUGACGCAAAAGUUGGCCUCCAGCCGUUUUCAACCACAGCAGCAACAACAAGCACAACAGUCUCCCCAGCAGCCUCUGCAACAGCAUCAAGGACAGAACCAACAAAAGACUCAUCAACAGUCCUAUCAACAGAACCAGCAACAGACUCAGCAGUUACAGCAGCAGUCAUAUCAAGCAUUGCAGAAGAAUCAACAACAAAGCCAGAACCAAGCUUACCAUAGUCAACAAAGCAGUUUACCAAGCCCCAGCAGUCCCACCGCUGCCUCAUUGCAGUCGCCGUCGGACCCAAUUAGAUCCAUUCACAACUACUUUGGAGUACAAGCUUCCAAGGAAACUGAACUUCUUAAGUCCAUACCGAAAUAUGAGCAGCACAUAACUGAGACUAUUGAGACUCCAAUUGGCGGCGGCGGUAGGAGCAAUGGACAAUACAAUGGCUUUGGCAGUUUUGGAUACCAAAUACAAAAUCAGGUAUUGCAUGAUAUACCAGCGCCCCAUUUGGGACCCACGCCGGCGCCAAACACAGCUCAACAAUCGUACCAACAGCAACAGCAAUCCAGCUCAAACUUUGCCAGUGGUAGUUCGGUGAAUACUCAUUACCUCACAGCGGCGGCUUUGCAAUCGGUAAAAAAUCAACAACAACAGCAGCAGCAACAGCAACAAUUCAGCAAUUUUGUAACCGCACAGAAUGGAAAGCAUUCUGCGUAUUCGACGACGACGCCAGCUCCUCCGCAGUAUGCACAAACCACAGACGGCGAGAAGGUCAUGAUUAUAACGCCUUUACCACCGACGGUAUACAAUCAAUAUCACUCCACUCAGUACCAGCAAGAAGCAACUGCCACACAAGUGCUCGCCAGUUCACCCUCUUUGCAGGCACAGCCAGCCACUAACUUCGCUCAGCAACCAAGGCAAACUGGUGGCGGUAGUUUGAUCUCCUCAACCGUUUCCAACGCUGCUGCUGGCGGUUCAUCCCAAUUUGGUGUAUCGACGUUCCACUCUGAUGUCUUCAAAGAAUUAGAACAGCGUCGCAAUCAAGAAAAAUCCACAGCGAGCCAAUUUAGUUUUGGCUCACAGUCGGCAUCAAGCAAUGACAAGCCCUACCUACCCGCCAUAGCAACCAGCGCCACUAACACCAAUUACGGUUCAGUCUCCACCGCAAGCAGCAGCACUCCCACUCCACCGAUCACACAGAAUGCUGAAGGUACCAAAAAAGAAGCUAAAGCCUCACAAACACUACUUCAAUUGCCCGACGAAGUUCCGGACGACUUGCGCCAACAGCUGCUCUCAUCCGGUAUUCUCAACAACGCAGACAUUUCCGUCUUGGACUACGAUAAGGUGGGCGACGUCGCUUUGGAAAAUCUACCCGCCGAGCAUCUGCAGCACUUCUAUGGAGCUGGUGGAGCAGCACAGAUCUCCGCUUCGAAAAAAGUCGUCACGGUGGUCAAGCCGAAUGGCGAUAAGGUUUCGCUUAGCGAAAAAGAUAUUGAACGCGUCAAGCAGUCGAAUGCAUUGCCUCACAAACAAGGUGUAGAUGUGAAAGUCGUGCAUUUCGAUGCAGAAAACGAGAAGAGUGUUUCGGAGAAGUAUAUUAAGACCGAUGCGACUGUUGUGCCACCUGUUGACUUGGCGGAACGUCAGUAUAAUCGCUAUUUACCGCUCAAAAUUAACGGUGCCCAAUUCCCUUUGCCCGAUAGUGAGGAGUUGCGCGACAAGAAGAUCGUCAGUGUUGUGGUUUUGGCUCCAGUUGAGGCACAACCACCAGCUAACGACAGCACUGAACGCCGUAGUGAACGCGAUGCCGCAGCUGAUGAUAAGGAAGUGAAAUUCAUUGGUGGCGACCUUAUCAAGACUUUGGUUAAGAAGCCUACAAAGGAGAAUUUCAAGCGUUGGCUGGAGAAAGAAGCGCGAACGGACGUGGAACAGCAAUCCGUGGUUCUACUAGUGGCGAAAUCCAGCGAUGAAGCAGAGCAGGAGAUCUUCAUGUACGACAUAUCCACGGGGGCAGUGAACAAAUUGAAUGGCGAACUCUCGAGUGCUUUCGUGAAUGUGGCUGAGGAGAAUGCCAGUUCAGAAGAUUUGGAGCACGCCUCAACCUUGGACCCCAGCGUGCUGGAGACCAUGAUGCAAAAGAGUCGAAGAUGAGCGGCAAGCGCUGCGAUCAAAUGUGCCACCCAAAUGUGCGAGAAAGCCAUUUAAAUAAAGAAAUUUUCACAACACUAUCUGCCUGAGGAAAAAACUAAAGUGACUCGUUAGAAGUCAAACCAAGCUCUUUAGACAUCGGUUGCCAAGCGUCACCUACGAAAUAUAAAAUACGGGGGAUCUCAGAUGCUCCCUCUAAGACUUACUUCUGCUAUUCUGUAAGCUGCCUUCGCCAUCACUUUCGUCUUUACUAUCUUCAUAAUAUUUCGUUUUCUGCCGUUAUCAUUAUUAUUAUUUUUCUUGGUAACGGUUCCCUGUGUGGCUCUUAUUUCUUUUUUCUGUCGGAAAUAAGUACACGAUUCGGUGGAAUCUACGAAGUUUUCUCUUCUUCGGCUACUCUUCAACUUUUGUAUAAAUUUUAUAUUCUUUAUUUAAUUAAUUAUAGUUAAUUUUUAUACGAUAAAUAUUUUUGUACAUAU
Bactrocera dorsalis (oriental fruit fly) is the source of this 4406-nucleotide messenger RNA. RefSeq lists its product as uncharacterized. The record is from RefSeq and is a predicted model, not a curated record. Lineage: Eukaryota; Metazoa; Arthropoda; Insecta; Diptera; Tephritidae.